AUGGUUCCAUCAGCUACUUCAGAGACCGCCGACUUUGUCCCGGUGACUAAAUGGCCAACCCUCCAGGAAAUGGCCGAUGGCUUCAGGGAACACCUUAUGCCAGCAUCGAGCAAACUGCAGGGCAAAUACUUUGAACAUACCUACGACAAUGGUUGGAAGAUAUCUCAUGACUUUGGUGCGAAUACCGUCACAUGGAAGAUCCUCGAGGGAGAGGGAGCAGGUCUGACUGCACCAGCCAAGUACGAGGCUUUCGAAGUGCGACCAGAUGUCUUCUUCGUCGACUUCCUCAAGCCUGACUAUAAUGAAGUCGUCAGCUUGAUCGUCGAUACAGUCACUGGACAAGCCAUUGCUGCGGUAUCAGGCUUCAAGGACGAGAACGGUGAACGCAGAACAUUUACCUCUUUCAUCAACGCAGUCGCAUUCGGAGGGAAACAUGUUGAACCAUUCCAAGCCACUGACGAGCUCAUUGGAAAGCACAUUCUGUACCGAUACACCCCCCGAGAUGCUUAUGAGCAUGUCUAUCUCAACAAGGGCACUAUGACCUGGCAUUGUCUCAGCGGCACAGAGAGGGGCAUCGCAGAUGCUGAGAAGUGCCAGAUGCUCAAGCUGGGAGACAACUUGUACAUGCUGUUUUGGACCGAGACGGUUAUGCCUGUUGAGUCAAUUGUUGUGAUCGACUUGGAGAAGAUGAGGUCCACUGGGCGUUUUUACUGCUGGGAUCCAAAGCCAAAGGAGGCUGUGCACGUGCGAUUUGGUUCUUAUGCUACUGUUCUGGCAGAGACUUCGCCACUAGAGACGUUGAGAAAGGUUUCACAGAACAAGCUUUAG
Molecule: messenger RNA, 828 nt
Organism: Fusarium proliferatum ET1
Lineage: Eukaryota; Fungi; Ascomycota; Sordariomycetes; Hypocreales; Nectriaceae
Exons: 1
Coding region: 1-828 (275 amino acids)
Source: RefSeq, a predicted model, not a curated record